Chondrus crispus (carragheen) is the source of this 1443-nucleotide messenger RNA. RefSeq names its product Serine/threonine-protein kinase. NCBI's taxonomy places the organism in Eukaryota, Rhodophyta, Florideophyceae, Gigartinales, Gigartinaceae. Gene Ontology annotation, molecular function: protein kinase activity; ATP binding. Gene Ontology annotation, biological process: protein phosphorylation. The transcript has 2 exons. The record is from RefSeq and is a predicted model, not a curated record. The coding region runs from base 1 to 1245 and encodes 414 amino acids.
AUGGCGACGUCGUCGAAUCCGCGCCCGGAGAUGCGCUACGGCAAAUACACAGAGAAGGAAGGAUACCUUCCGAAGAAGGCCAGCAUUCUACGCAGCAACCCCAUCUUCGGCGUGCAUAAAAAGUACCGCUACCUCGUCGUCCGUGGCUCCAACCUCAAAUGCUUCCGGCAGAAGGAGGACACCAGGCCCGAGUGGGAACUCGCCUUGCAGAACACCGAGGUGCUCGCACACCCAGAUAAACUUGAAAUUGAGAUUCGAACCUGGGCUGGGUCGGAGGAGUUUGCCGCAGAUAGCGAGGAACAGUAUAAUGAUUGGUACGAAACCCUCAGGUAUGCCAGUGAGAGGAAUAUCAAGCAUUAUUACGUUUUUGUCAGGGCCAUUGGGGAGGGGCACUUUGGAAAGGUUGUCAUGGCAAAGGAUAGGAGGACAAAGGAAAAGUUCGCCGUUAAGGUUAUUAAGAAGGAGAGCAAGGAACAAAGGAGCAAGACGCUCAUCCAGCGUGAGUUAAACAUUCUAAGAUUAGUCAAUCACCCAAACGUUGUCCGUUUGUUCGAUUUAUUCGAUGCCGAAGAUAGGCUCUAUUUCGUCCUCGAAUACAUGGCCGGUGGCGCACUUUAUGAAGUUUUGUCUUCCAAGACCAUUCAUUUUUCGGAGGAAUCCGCUUCCGUCAUCAUCAAAGACAUUCUUCUCGGCCUUGCCUACCUCCACGAAAAGGGCAUCGUCCAUCGCGACGUCAAGCCGGAGAACAUCCUCACCACGGCAAAGACAUGGCCUUUUACGUCCAAGCUUGCAGAUUUUGGGCUCAGCAACUUUCUCGAAUCGGGCGUCCUCGAGUCCAAGGUCGGAACGCCCUACUUUUGCGCUCGCGAAGUCGUUACUAGCGAAACGUACGGCACAAAGGCAGACCUUUGGUCCCUUGGCGUCGUCGCAUACGAAAUGCUGUCUGGUCGGAAGCCCUUUGAAGGCUCACAUACCCAGUCGGUUCUACAUACCAUUCAAAGGGGCAAAUACUCAUUCCCUAAGACGCAGUGGCAAUACAUCAGUGACGAGGCGAUUGAUUUUAUUUCCAAGCUCAUUUGCAUUGAUGUUAACAGGCGCUUGUCAGCCGUCGAGGCCCUUCAACAUCCGUGGAUUGUCAAUGAAGGCCGCAAUGAAGCGCUCCCCAACGCUCUUCCGCAUGCACUAACUCAGCCGAAGCCUACUCCGAAACCGGCGGAAUAUGAUGACGAUAUGGAUGAUAUGUGAUGCUUGUUCUAGGGCUUUAUUGCUGGUUCAUUAACUUUUCAAUACGUCGAAUGUAGGCAUCCUGCUUUUAAGCUAUUCUGGUGUUAUGCUCUUGUUUCGUACUUGUGUGGACAAAAAUAGAGCCGGUAUUGAGGGACGUCUCCCAGCCCGGCGCGGAGGUGUCCUUCAAGAUAAAAGCUCUGACAUGAUUUGAGAUAA